Macadamia integrifolia is the source of this 895-nucleotide messenger RNA. RefSeq names its product dynein light chain-like. The transcript has 2 exons. NCBI's taxonomy places the organism in Eukaryota, Viridiplantae, Streptophyta, Magnoliopsida, Proteales, Proteaceae. Gene Ontology annotation, cellular component: dynein complex. The record is from RefSeq and is a predicted model, not a curated record. The coding region runs from base 241 to 696 and encodes 151 amino acids. Gene Ontology annotation, biological process: microtubule-based process. Gene Ontology annotation, molecular function: dynein intermediate chain binding; dynein light intermediate chain binding.
AAAGACGGCAAGGGUGGGGAGAGAUGGAACAGAACAGAGGAGACCAGCGAUGAACGCGAGAGCUGACACAAGGAAUGCAAUACCAUGCCCUUCUCGUGUAAUCUCUCUUUUCCAUCUAAUCGUUCUGUUCCCACUUGAUUUCUCUCUAUUCUGAAUUCUCAAUCCCCUCCUGGGUCAAAGGUCAAUUCAUCUUCUCCCAAAUUUCAAAAAUUUCUGCUACCCACUCCUCCCAGAGGAAAAAUGGCUAGCGAAAGUGGAAAAGUGAUGAGCAAUAGGAACCAAGGAGAAGGUGUGGUGGUGUAUCCACCCAAACGCAUGUCAGCGGCGAGGACGCCAUGGCCACCGGAGGUCAAAUUAGCGGCAACAGCGGUGGAACUGAACGUGCGUCCGAGAUCAGCUGAUAUGCCGGGGGAUAUGCAAGAGAAGGCUUUCCGUUAUUCCAGAGCUCUCGUUGAUGCUGCUCCUGAUAAACGGCCUAACCUCACCCACCUCGCUCACUCCCUAAAGAAGGAGUUUGAUGCGUCUUAUGGACCAGCUUGGCACUGUGUGGUGGGGAAGAGCUUUGGGUCGUUUGUGACACAUUCGCUGGGUGGAUUCCUUUAUUUCUCUGUUGAUGAUUUCUCUUUUCUUCUCUUCAAGACAGAGGUUCGACCUGUUAAGACCAAAUCUCUCCACGAUACCAGCGAUGGUAAGUAGGAACUUUAUACGAUCCUCCUCUGUUCCUAAUCCUCUGUAACUCAAAAAACUAUCAAAAUCAUCUCCCAAUUCCCAAGUUUUCAGCUUUUUUACUUUAUACAAGUAACCCAUUUUGAUUUUGAUUUUCUAAUUCCCUCCUCUGUUCUGAUUAAGAGUUUUUACUACUACACUAGAAAUGUGUCUUCUUUCUUGACUUUGA